Messenger RNA from Trichomonas vaginalis G3, 519 nucleotides. RefSeq lists its product as uncharacterized. Bases 1 to 519 code for a protein of 172 amino acids. NCBI's taxonomy places the organism in Eukaryota, Parabasalia, Trichomonadida, Trichomonadidae. The record is from RefSeq and is a predicted model, not a curated record. The transcript has a single exon.
AUGAUUCCACUGCUUGCUGUGCGAAGAAGUUUUGAUUUAGGCGAUCCUGAAUACUUGGGAUGGAGAAUGAGAUGCGAACGAGACUACUCGAGUAGACUCGGAAAAUUAGAACGCGAGUUACCAUUAUUUAAACCAAAGAAGAAUAAUCAACUUGAUGAUAUUGGAAGAAUGAUGUGGGCACAGAGAUGUGAAGCAGAAAUAAGAAGACUUCAAAAAGAAGGCAAAUGGCUCCAAUUAAGUAAACCAAAGAAGAAUGAUCAACUUGAUGAUAUUGGAAGAAUGAUGUGCGAACAGAGAUGGGAAGAAGAACGAAGAAGACUUAUAAAAGAAGGAAAAUGGCAUCCAAUAUGGUUCCCACUAUUUUCACACUCUAAAACAAGCCCCAAAUCCACUCCAAAUUAUGAUUAUGAUUUCAGCAAACAGAUGGACCGAAUUGCACGAAGAAUGAGAUUAUUAAGAAUGAGAAAUGAUCUUAUUAAACAAGGUAAACCAAUUCCUGCCUAUCUUAGGUUUAUCUAA